AUGGAGGAGGCGCUACUCUCCACCCCCAUCAACCCCAACAACUUCCCCGCCAAACUGUGGCGGCUGGUGAACAGCCCCCGGUACCGCUCGAUCCGCUGGGACGGCCGCGGCGAGGGGCUGCUCAUCGACCAGCCGCUCUUUGAGGCCGAACUGCUGAGCCCUCCCGGGGCGGGAGCGGGCGGCGGCGGCGGCGGCGGCGGGAGCUCCGGGGGCAGCGGCGGCGGGAGCGGCGGCGGCGGGGGCACCGGGGCUGAGCCCGAGCUCUUUAAAACCACCAACUUCACCAGCUUCAUCCGCCAGCUCAACCUCUACGGCUUCCGCAAGGUGGUGCUGGGCGGCCCGGGGGCGGCGGGGCCCGGGCCGGGGGGCGGCGGGCCGGCGGGCGACGGGCCGCUCCACCACUUCCACAGCCCGCACUUCCGCCGCGACCAGCCGCAGCUGCUCGUGCACCUCAAGCGCCUCACCAGCGCCAACAAGGCCAAGCUGGCGGCCGGCCUCAAGGUGCCCUGCCGCCCGCCCAACCGCUUCCAGAGACUCCUCAUCACGUCGGCCUCCGCCUCGGCCUCGGCCUCCGCCUCCGCCUCGGCCUCCUCCUCCUCCUCCUCCUCCGUCUCGGCCUCCACCUCCACCUCCCCGCUGCAGCACCAGGAGCCGCCGCCCCCGGGGCCCCGGCCCGAUCCGCACGGACCAGUGGCUGUAGGACAGUUCCAUCGUUCAUUCCGGCGCGAUAGUCUGUCUCCUUAUUCCUACGUAUCAACUUCAUCCCACAACCACAGUGCCUUUCCUUUGAAAGGUUUAGAUCGGACCCCGAUUCCUCCUAGAACGUGGCAGAACUCCCUUGGAAUGCACCCAGGACAAGUAGAAACGCCCCCCACUUUUUCAGAUAAAGGGGUUCCAUUUCCUGUCCUGCAGAGGUUUCCAACUGAAGUUACCUACACUCUGCAGCCCAGCGCCACGUCCGUACACGUUCAGCAAGGUCCUCAAACAAUGGUCAACUCCUCCCAAAAGUAUAGUAACUACACACCCUCAGCACAAUACUCCCAAGCCUACUAUCCAACAGCUGUGUUACAGUGCUGCUCUCCUUCAACCCACAUGGACGCUCUCAGCAGCUGUGUCACUCCCACUGCCUCUACCUAUGCACACUGCAACUACUUCCAGAAUCCUCCAAUGCCAUCCUCCUACCCAGUUGAGUUUCUGCCUCCUAAUUGGCCUUGUGGUUCUACUGAUGAAAAUAAAAAGACAGAAGUAAACCUAGAGGCUGUUUUUCGGAUCUUAGAUGAAUUGCAUUCCUCCCCUAAAUUGGAGAUGGUAAAGGUGGAGCCUGUUGAGAAUCAGUGCCCAACAUCUCAGUCUAACAGAGGCCAACAUAUCCUAGCUAAUUCAAGCAAUAACAAUCCGUCUUCCACAAGUCAGGCUAGCCAGCUGGAGCCACUUACUCCUGUAGGUUCAGAUAUUACAUCUUUUGUGGUCGGAACAGAACAAGCAAUUACCUGCUCUCUACCACAGUCACCUGAGUACAUGUAUACCAUCCACACAGCUCAGCCUGUUGAAAAUACUACAAUGCAGGAAUCUGCAGCCAUCCAACAAGCUCAUGUCAAACUGAAGGAGCAGCUAAGUCAUAAUCCAUCUCCACCUUCAGUAGUAUUUGUGCAGGAAGGGCUACCGUUUAGCCCACACCAGGUGGAUGCCAGUAUAAAAUGCCAGACCAAUCCACCUGAGAAUAUCUUGCCUUCAGAACAGAUGGGAUUCCUUAUUUCAGAGAUGGGGCCUGCUAGCAAGCCUAGUAAAGACACAGAUUUAUCCACUCCAGUCAGAUACAGGGAGCGAAGAAGCAGCUCACAGCAAGGAAAGUCCCCUGAUCUUCAUCUGCUGGUGGAUGUGGCCUGCAAGCAAGAGCACUUUCCAAAGGAGGAAGAAUUAAAAGAGUGA
Molecule: messenger RNA, 1929 nt
Organism: Pipistrellus nathusii (Nathusius's pipistrelle)
Lineage: Eukaryota; Metazoa; Chordata; Mammalia; Chiroptera; Vespertilionidae
Source: the annotation of a GenBank genome assembly